AGUUAGGAAGUGAAGGAGCGUCUGAACAGCAGCUUGUUGUAAAUAUGAAGCGGUGAGAUUGUCAUUAUAUACAGUUUUUUUUUUUUUUUUUUUUUUUUUUUACAAAGUACUCCCCCCGCCGUCUCCUUACUCACCGAGCGCGUGCUGAGGAAGAGAAGUCAUUUACCAUGAUGUCAGAAUGCGACCCCAUCGACACCGAGAGCGCGAGCGCAGCCUUCACCGAGAGCCGCGUCCCGGAGCCGGGGUUACUGCGCGCGCUGCCCGGUGGAGCUCAGCGGGUCUGCGGCUCUACGGAGUCUGUGCUCACGGAGCUGGAGGCGGAGGAGGAGGAGGAGGAGGAAGACGCGCUGCUGUUACCGGGACCAGCGGCCAGCGGCUCGGCCUCAUCCUCCCCGGCACGCGCCGCCUGGGACAGGAGGUCCAGACGGAACCGACACAGCUCCUCCUCGGAUAAAGAGAACCUGGCUUCUCCCGGAAACAGCAGUGGAGAGUUUAACCAUUUCCCAGAGGACCCGGUGUUUGGGGAGAUCAUCCAGCGGGCGGAGCAGGCCAUCGAGAGCGGCGUUUUCCCCGAGAGAAUCUCACAGGGUUCCAGCGGCAGCUACUUCGUCAAAGACUCCAAAGGGAAAAUCAUCGGCGUGUUCAAGCCCAAGUCAGAGGAACCGUACGGUCACCUCAACCCCAAAUGGACCAAAUACUUCCACAAGCUGUGCUGCCCCUGCUGUUUCGGCCGCGGCUGCCUCGUCCCCAAUCAGGGCUACCUCUCUGAGGCAGCCGCCUCGCUAGUGGACCAAAAACUCAGCCUGGACGUCGUCCCAAAGACCAAGGUUGUGUCUCUGGCUAGUGAGACGUUCCACUACAACGCUAUCGAUCGAGCGAAAUCUCGCGGGAAGAAGUACGCACUAGAGAAAGUGCCUAAAGUGGGGCGUCGCUUCCACAGGGUGGGCCUGCCCCCCAAGGUUGGUUCAUUCCAGCUAUUUGUAGAGGGCUAUCAGGAGGCAGACUAUUGGCUGAGGAGGUUUGAGGCGGAGCCUCUGCCUGAGAACACGAGAAAGCAGCUGCAGUCUCAGUUUGAGAAACUCGUAGUGCUGGAUUACGUCAUCAGGAACACAGACCGAGGGAAUGAUAACUGGCUCAUUAAAUAUGAGAAGGCUGGAGAUGGGGAGGAGUCUGAGAAGGGUUGUGAGUGGAGUGAACAUAAAGAGUGUGUGAUUCGGAUCGCUGCAAUUGAUAACGGCCUGGCCUUCCCCUUCAAACACCCUGACGAGUGGAGAGCAUAUCCGUUCCACUGGGCGUGGCUCCCUCAGGCCAAAGUGCCGUUCUCUCAGGAGACGAGAGAUCUGGUUCUGUCUCGGAUCUCUGACAUGAACUUUGUACAGGAUCUGUGUGAGGAUCUCUAUGAGCUCUUCAAGACGGAUAAGGGUUUUGAUAAAACCAUGUUUGAGAAGCAGAUGUCUGUGAUGAGAGGACAGAUCCUGAACCUGACCCAGGCCCUGAAGGACGGGAAGAGCCCCCUCCAGCUUGUGCAGAUGCCUCGGGUGGUGGUGGAGCGUAGUCGAGGUGGAGGACAGGGUCGGGUGGUGCAGCUGGGAAACGCUUUCACACAGACGUUCCACUGCAAGAGACCGUUCUUCACUUCCUGGUAGUGCAGGAACCUCCUGAAGCUGGUGGACUGUUCACAAAGAUCUCAAUACAACCUGGACACUGGAGAUGUGAGGAGUGGAGAUGUGAGGAGUGGAGAUGUGAGGAGUGUGUGAGGAGUGGAGAUGUGAGGAGUGUGUGAGGAGUGGAGAUGUGAGGAGUGUGUGAGGAGUGGAGAUGUGAGGAGUGUGUGAGGAGUGGAGAUGUGAGGAGUGUGUGAGGAGACACCUGUGGGGGAGGGGCUCUGUGAUGGUGUAAUCAGGAUGCUGAUGUAUUUUCCCACACCUUACUAAAAGUUCCUACAGCAAGACAUUCUACUGGAGAGCUGGGGUGGAGAGAUGGAGCGCUUCUUCUGCAUUCAGGAUCAUUUUGGAGCAGUUGAGACUUUCAUACAGACAUUCCACUAUACACACACACAUACACACACACACACACACACACACACAUACACACACACACACACACACAUACACACACACACACACACACAUACAUACACACACACACACACACACACACACACACACAUACAUACACACACACACACACACACAUACACACACACACACACACACACAUACACACACACAUACAUACACACACACACACACACACACACACACACAUACACACACACACACACACACACACACACAUACACACACAUACACACACACACACACACACACACCCCUCCACUUCAGGCAUCAGGCUUCUGGCAUGUGAUGUCUAUUUAUUGACCCAGAUGACACUUUCUACUGGGCCAUGAGGAAGAGCAUCCUGAAACUAAGAUGUUUUCUCCUUCAGAUGGUUCCAGAAUCCCUUUUCCCAGUUGAAACCCUGAGGGACUUUUUCUCAGGAAAGAACUGGAGGUCUGUCUUUGAUCCAGUCACUGGCCAACCUAGAUAAAUGGGGUGGACCAUUUAAAAAAAACUUUCACUGCACAAGGUUCUUCUCCAGUUCCUGCUUAUGGAGGAGAUGCUUUUGGGAAGUUCUGACCCAGAUAUUAUUGUAUGUUGAGAUGAACUCUCGGUGUCCACUAGAACAGGAGCAGGGUCUUUUUUUUCUUUCUUUAUUUUAAGCACAUUUCUGGUGAUGGAACCCAGCUGAAGGAUCCUCCAGGUGAUGGAAGCCGCUGGAGAGGAUUCUUGGUGUUUAUCUGGGAAUUGUGUAUGAAAGGAUCACUUCCUGAAGAGAAGUCCUCUGGACUGCUGGAUGUUUAAACACCAGGACUGAGGAACAGAACGGAAUUUCUGGACGGAAGGUGACCGAUUCUGUGGUCAGAAAUGAAGGUGUUUUAUUUUCCCUCUUGUUCCUGAAGCUCUUUGGUACGGUCUCCCCUCCACACGCUGCACUGGAUAUUAAAAAGGGAAUCUGCUUUUCUUUUGUUUUUGCUUUUUUUAAUAAAAUAAACUGCCAAGUUUUCUAAAGCUGUAAACUUUCUGAGGAAUGAAGCAGAAAUAUCAUGAAACUUGAAAAGAACACACACUGGGCCUGAAUGUAACCUGUGAGUUUACAUUUCUGAUGAUUCUCUAGGGGUCAGAGGUCAGCGAGGUGUGUUCUACACUCUGAAUGUAUUUAAUGGAAGCCUGGUGACUCCAGUGCGUACACACACACACACACACACACACACACACACACACACACUGAAGAAUAAAUAUUUGGACAUGUAUGCAUGGUGGACUGGACGUUCCUGCUGAAUGGCUGUUGAAGAAAUUCUACUUUAAAGUGACAAAUCAAUAAAACGAGUAUUAAAGUCAAUUCUAAACUA
Messenger RNA from Hemibagrus wyckioides, 3412 nucleotides. RefSeq names its product phosphatidylinositol 4-kinase type 2 beta (gene pi4k2b). Gene Ontology annotation, biological process: endosome organization; phosphatidylinositol phosphate biosynthetic process; Golgi organization. Gene Ontology annotation, molecular function: 1-phosphatidylinositol 4-kinase activity. Gene Ontology annotation, cellular component: endosome; plasma membrane; trans-Golgi network. The record is from RefSeq and is a predicted model, not a curated record. Lineage: Eukaryota; Metazoa; Chordata; Actinopteri; Siluriformes; Bagridae. The coding region runs from base 168 to 1646 and encodes 492 amino acids. The transcript is spliced from 10 exons.